Molecule: messenger RNA, 897 nt
Organism: Closterium sp. Naga37s-1
Lineage: Eukaryota; Viridiplantae; Streptophyta; Zygnematophyceae; Desmidiales; Closteriaceae
Source: the annotation of a GenBank genome assembly
AUGCUCCGACACAGAACCGCUACUUCCGCCAGCAGCACCGCACCCGCCUCCUCCGACAAACCUCAGCAGCAGCCUACCCCUUCACAGCACCGCCCCAGCCUCUCCGCGUGCGACUUGAUGGGAGGGAAUCGACCAAUCGACGCGCACAAUCCGCGCACCGGCAUCGCCGCUCUGAACAAGGACCUGGCUGGGAUAUUCGGCUCGGGCGUAGGCUCGGGCUCAGGCUUGGGCGCAGGCUUGGCGGGUGCAAUUCGUCCAGCAGCCGGGGCGGCUUCCGCGAGUGGGAGCGCGGCGAUCCGCGCGGCGGUGAGGCAGCGGCUGGCGGCUGUGACGCAGCGAGUGGCGGGGCUCAACGGGAACGUGUCCGCGCUCGCCGAUUUGCUCAACGCCUUGAACGGCGCUCUUACUAACGGCGCCUUGAAUGGUGGCGAUUUGAAUGGCGCUUUGAACGGAGCUUUGAGCGGCAGCGUGGUGGGGAAUCUCGCGAAUCUUCUGCCCCAGCAGGCAGGCAUGCUCCGUGCCGUGCUGACGUCAUGCAAGGGUCUGCUGUCUCUUCAGGCCGGCGCUGCUGACAUUCAGAUCAUGAAGAUUGGCUCGGACUAUCUACUCACAUACUACCUGUACGCAGCAGGAGUGACCAAGGCCCCGGACUCGCAGGCCAUCUUCAAGGGCAACGCCUGCAGCACCGCUGCUGCUUCAGCAGCCCUCGCCCUGCCUGGCACGUGGGUGCCCAUGAGCCCGGUGUCCUGGUCGCUGGCCAAUGUCGUCAGGGCGUCCGCUGCUGACGUGGCGGAUGUGUUGGCGUCCAUUCAGGGGAUCACCAAUGAUGACCUGUACCUCGGAUUCUCCGGUGCUGACGGGGCGCUUUCAGGGAGAGUGAUCGGUGGGAGGGUGUGA